UGUAGAAGUGGUUGCUAAAGCAGAGUUUUCAGACAAAUAAAUUGAGUAUUAUUUCGUACGAUAAGUAUAAUACGUCAUACGUCACAUAUUUUAAAGUCUCCUGCACAAACACCGUGAAAAAAAAAGAAAGGAAAAAAAGAACGCCAAUCGCACUGAGUUUGCGUGAGGCGCCAUGUCGCCAGUAAAAUUCUGUUUACAUCUUAGUCUGAUCGAGUUGGAAGGGAAAGAAGUUACUUUCCAUGGCCCCGCAAUACUGCAAGUUCUACUCAGUAGGAGCGAACUUCAAUGUAAGUGGAACAGUAUAAAGAAUCCAUAAGCUACGAAACGAAUUUUUGUACAGAGAAGACAUAUUCACCAAUUUAUCAAACGAACAAGUAAAACGCCACCUGUUGGCCAGAUUGAAGAAUUAUGAACGAGGCCGAGCGAGAAGAAAAUCGGGGAGCCUACUUCAUGGAUGACAUGGACAGUAAAAAGGAUACAGACGAAGAGCCCACUGAGGAUGCUCCUCUAAGAGGACACGAUGGUGCGAUGGCCGUUGUCGUCAGCAACAAAGAGAACGAAAGUGGCGCUGCCAAUGGAACCUCCGGGAAAGAAGUAAGGGCUAAGGGUUUACGGGCAUGGUUAGCUAAGCCUCGUGUCAAGUGGUGGAUUGCUGUAUUAGUCGCAAUCAUACUGGUAUCGAUAAUUCUCGUGACAACAUUGCUGGCGAUGGAAGACACUCCCCAAUACUACGUAGACACCACUCCUCGACUGAUGAAAGUAUUUCCUAUCCCCAAAGGUCGCAACAAGUUGAUUUAUUUUCGCCAUGGAAGUCUACCUCACGAGGGCAAAUAUUGGCCUGAUCUGACCCGUCAGUUAUCUCAGCUAGUGUCUGGGUACGACCCAAGACAACUCAACUAUAAAAAUGUUACUGAGUGCUACGGAGAACCACCACCUGAGGGAUACGCCUGUAUCUUUGACAUCCGUCAGAUUUCACCCGAAUGCAUCGAAGCCAACGAAUUUGGAUACAAAGGUGGCACCCCUUGCAUUUUCCUUCAGUUUCCAAACGUCAGCAACUGGGAGCCUAACACCUAUACCACUCAUGACUUGGAAACUAUGAAACACCUUCCGGAAAAAUUGCGCUACGACUACCAACCCAAUUAUGCUUACAUAGGUUGUGAGGGAGACAACAUUGUCGACAAAGAAAACAUGGGUCCUUUACUCUACUCACCGGAACAAGGAUUUCCAAUGAAUUUUUUCCCCUUUACUGGUCAUCCCGACUACAUGCCUCCUAUAGUUGUUUUGCGCUUUCAGAAGCCGAAAAUUGGAGUUGCUAUAAAUGUAAUUUGUAAACUGUGGGCGAAGAAUGUUAAUCAUACAGAAAACUCGGUUCCCAACGGGACUGUUCGUUUUACCCUUCUUGUGGAUUAGUGCGACUAAAAGUUCACAGAACUAAGUCAAACACCAGGAUCUUCGGGGAAAGAAAGAGUUUUGAAAAGAAAAAAAUUGAAAUUAAUCUGUAGUUGUUUGUGCCAAAACUUUUAUUUAUAUAAUUUUGCCUCGAAAUUUAACUACAAGAAAUAUGUAUGAACCACACUUACCCAAUUUGAAUGACUUUUUUCCCCUAUUUAUGCUUUGGGUAAAGUAAAUAAUUGGAGUUCGUUGGAGCAACCGCAUACAUGAUAAGUACAUUUUAUCUUUACUUCACAGAAUAAAAAAACAAAAAAAAAACGUAAAUAUGGAUAAACUUAGUAUACUUUUCCAUUACAUGACGGAAUAUAUAGAACGAAAAGCAUGGGUAGAUUUGUAACAGGGAGUAUAUUAUGAUAAAAAAUAUACACCAUUCAAGUAAGACACUGACACUCUAGUAACUGAAACUUAAAUAUGACGAUUUCUUUUGAAAUUACGUUUGAAAAAGUGUAUCUAUUAAUAUUAAAAUUCUUCAUUUUAGGAAGAGAAUGAAA
This is a messenger RNA of Limulus polyphemus (Atlantic horseshoe crab), 1943 nucleotides long. RefSeq names its product sodium/potassium-transporting ATPase subunit beta-2-like. The transcript is spliced from 2 exons. Gene Ontology annotation, molecular function: ATPase activator activity. The record is from RefSeq and is a predicted model, not a curated record. NCBI's taxonomy places the organism in Eukaryota, Metazoa, Arthropoda, Merostomata, Xiphosura, Limulidae. Gene Ontology annotation, cellular component: sodium:potassium-exchanging ATPase complex. Gene Ontology annotation, biological process: sodium ion export across plasma membrane; potassium ion import across plasma membrane; intracellular sodium ion homeostasis. Bases 409 to 1410 code for a protein of 333 amino acids.